Molecule: messenger RNA, 581 nt
Organism: Dermacentor silvarum
Lineage: Eukaryota; Metazoa; Arthropoda; Arachnida; Ixodida; Ixodidae
Exons: 5
Coding region: 156-581 (141 amino acids)
Source: RefSeq, a predicted model, not a curated record
CACGUGAGCGCGCACGAGCUCACCAGUGGCGAAGAAGAAGCAGUCCUCGCCGUUCGGACUGGUCUGCGGUUCUGCUUUUUUUGCGGCAGGUGUUCCCUUGGACUUUACGCGGAGCAGAAGUCUGCCUCUUAUCACCGUGCCGACUCCUCUGAGCUAUGACGGAGACAGGCACCAUGCACGCGCCGGUAACCUCGGUGGCAGCGCCGGACGUGAAGACGACGGGCGGCUCGAUGGCAGCGCCGGAUGAGAAGAUGACGGGCGGCUCGAUGGCAGCGCCGGAUGAGAAGACGACGGGCGGCUCGAUGGCAGUGCCGGACGAGAAGACGACGGGCGUCUCGAUGACAGCGCCGGACGAGAAGAUGACGGGCGGCACGAUGACCUCUGCCCAGUCGACGCUUGCACUUUUCGCCCUGUCUGGAAUGAGUGGCACCACGCUAGAGUCGAAAGCGGAGGACGCAACUUCGGCGGGCGAAUAUGACACAAUGGGCAUGACUACCUCCCGGCGGGGGUCCAUGAUGCCCUCCGCCAUGGACUCUACCUGGGCCGGACCGGUGCCAGCACAAAUGCCCCAGCCCACGUAA